CAGGACCAAGCUGAAACCAUGGCCUUCCUCUGGAUCCUUGCCUGCCUUGCCUUUGCCAGCACCGCUUACGGUUGUGGCAACCCAGCCAUCCCUCCAGUCAUCACUGGAUACUCCCGUAUUGUCAACGGUGAGGAGGCUGUGGCCCACUCCUGGCCCUGGCAGGUCUCCCUCCAGGACUACACUGGUUUUCACUUCUGCGGUGGCUCUCUGAUCAGUGAGAACUGGGUUGUGACUGCUGCCCACUGCAACGCCAGGACUUCCCACCGUGUGAUCCUGGGAGAGCACGACCGCAGCUCCAAUGCCGAGGACAUUCAGGUUAUGAGGAUCGGCAAGGUGUUCAAGCACCCCCGCUACAAUGGAUACACCAUCAACAACGACAUCCUGCUGAUCAAGCUGGCCAGCCCUGCUAAGAUGGGUAUGCAUGUGUCCCCUGUGUGUGUGGCUGACACCGGAGACAACUACCCUGGUGGCAUGAAGUGUGUGACCACCGGCUGGGGCCUGACCCGCCACAACGCUGCUGACACCCCCGCCCUGCUGCAGCAGGCUUCCCUCCCCCUGCUGACCAAUGAGCAGUGCAAGAGUUAUUGGGGCAACAAGAUCUCCAACCUGAUGAUCUGCGCUGGAGCCUCUGGUGCCUCUUCCUGCAUGGGCGACUCUGGUGGUCCUCUGGUGUGCCAGAAGGCUGGUGCCUGGACCCUGGUUGGUAUCGUGUCCUGGGGCAGUGGAAACUGCAGCCCCAGCAUGCCUGGUGUGUACGCCCGCGUCAGUGAGCUGCGUGCCUGGGUGGACCAGACCAUUGCUUCCAACUAAAUCUGUUCAUGCUGCACCAUCUGACAUCUUAAUCAUCAAUAAAUACAUUUUUAAAAAAAACAAA
Molecule: messenger RNA, 874 nt
Organism: Lampris incognitus (smalleye Pacific opah)
Lineage: Eukaryota; Metazoa; Chordata; Actinopteri; Lampriformes; Lampridae
Product: chymotrypsin A-like
Exons: 7
Coding region: 19-810 (263 amino acids)
Biological process (GO): proteolysis
Molecular function (GO): serine-type endopeptidase activity
Source: RefSeq, a predicted model, not a curated record